UGGGUAUUUUCAAAGACAAGGGAACAGUCGUGAGCCACAGCCAAAUCGAACUUCAUUUCCCAGGAGAAAAUGCAAUUUGUCAGUUUCUACUGUCUACGAGCUCAGACAGGCAGUGCAAGGGAGGACUCAUCGGAACGGUGUCAAAUUCUGUCUGUUUUACAACGAUUAUUGCAUUUGCAGUCAAAAGAGGCAACAUUUAAACUCACUUGGUGUGAAUCUCUAGCCCCCCGCCCGCUACCCUUGCACAGAGAUAUGAGCGGCAGCGGGCGGCCCAGAACUAGCUCGUUUGCUGAGCCACAAAGUAAUCCCGGAGCCGCUGCAGCAUCCACCGGAUCAGCCGCUGCGGUGGGGAGCAGCACAGGAAAGACCGGGGUCCAGCAGGCCUCGGGGAGCAGUUCGUCUGGAUGCUCAAAUUUAAAGCUGGCCAGGGACAGUGGGAAGGUGACUACGGUGGUGGCCACAUCUGGGCAGGGUCCCGACCGCCCACAGGAGGUGUCCUACACGGACAUCAAGGUGAUCGGGAAUGGCUCUUUCGGUGUGGUGUACCAGGCACGCCUCAUCGACAGCCAGGAGAUGGUGGCCAUAAAGAAGGUGCUGCAGGAUAAGAGGUUCAAGAACCGAGAGCUACAGAUCAUGCGAAAGUUGGACCACUGCAAUAUCGUGAGGCUGCGCUUCUUCUUCUACUCUAGUGGAGAAAAGAAGGAUGAGGUGUAUCUCAACCUGGUGCUGGACUUUGUCCCGGAGACCGUGUACAGGGUGGCCCGGCAUUUCAACAAGGCCAAAAGCAUCAUUCCUAUCAUUUACGUCAAGGUGUACAUGUACCAGCUUUUUCGCAGCCUGGCCUAUAUCCAUUCCCAGGGUGUCUGCCAUCGAGACAUCAAACCCCAGAACCUGCUGGUGGACCCUGAAACUGCCAUCCUAAAGCUCUGUGACUUUGGGAGCGCGAAGCAGCUGAUUCGCGGGGAGCCCAAUGUGUCGUACAUCUGCUCACGGUACUACCGCGCCCCAGAGCUCAUCUUCGGCGCCACCGACUACACGGCCAACAUCGACAUCUGGUCGGCGGGCUGCGUGCUGGCCGAACUGCUACUGGGACAGCCUAUCUUCCCCGGGGACAGCGGAGUGGACCAGCUAGUGGAGAUCAUCAAGGUUUUGGGAACUCCGACACGGGAACAGAUCCGAGAAAUGAACCCCAACUACACAGAGUUCAAAUUCCCCCAAAUCAAAGCACAUCCCUGGACAAAGGUGUUUAAGCCUCGCUCCCCUCCGGAGGCCGUCGCCCUGUGCUCGCGCCUGCUGGAGUACACCCCGGUCACCCGCUUUUCACCCCUGGAGGCCUGCGCUCACGCCUUCUUCGACGAGCUGCGCCAGCCCAACGCCCGGCUGCCUAGCGGCCGACAGCUGCCCCUGCUCUUCAACUUCAGCACCACUGAGCUGUCAAUCCAGCCCCAACUGAAAUCCACCCUAAUUCCUCCUCAUGCCCGCGCACAGUCCAGUUCAUCUGUAGAUGGCUCUGGGUUAGACGGCUCCUCUCAGCACAGCUCAGUACCCGGAUCACUCAACAACAGCACCUGAAACAUCCCUGCCAACCCUCUGUCUGCCAGCCCCCCUCACACACACACUAUAUUGCUUCUUUCUACUUCGCUGCUUGUUAUUUCUCCCCAUCGGUUACAAACAUACCUUUUUGUACUGUACAUACAUUGAACAAACCAUUUAUAGCGUUAGAGGGUAUCAUUAGCUGACAAGGUAGUUUUGUUACAUUUCAUUGAAACUAGAUCAGCACUACAGGCAGAGUUCGACACUCUCUCUCACACACACACACACACACACACACACUUUCUCAUGUAUUGAUGACACCUUAAGUAUUAUUCCACUCCCUGGCUGCAUCUCCUUUGGCCCAGCUCCCUCUUUCUCUCUGCCUGUUUAUAACACUCAUGUUCCUGCUGUUGAGGGUGGCAUUCGAAGGUUCAGUAGGUGGGGCAGGUCCUCUCUAUAAUAUAUAUUUUUUUUAAUCAAGUUUUUUUUUUUUUGUCUUUUUAUUCUAAUGUGUAUUUAUUUAACUGAAGACUUCAUGAAGAGUUCUGCCACAACCACACACAAAUUCUACAGGAGUUUGUCUCUACAAGCUAGUUGAGGUGUUUCCCUGUUACAGUCAUUUGUAGACAAAUUGGAUAAAAUGGUUCUGGUUGCCAGAUGGAGGGAGGAAGAUGCCGUGUUUUGUUUUAAUACUUUUUAUAAAAUUAUAUUUAAAAAUAUGAAAUGACAGCUGCUUAAUUUUUUUUUCCGUUUAUUUUUUAUUUUUUGCUUCGAAGGCACUGUGAAUUUUUACAUGGAAAGGGGAGGGUUCAAGUUUAUAAUUGGUAGCCAUACUUGCUAGCAAAUUUCCAGUGUGUGUGUUGAGGAUCUGAAGGAAAGGGUUUGACAGAUGGUGAGGCUGGUGGUGUUCGUGUGGAGACUGAGACAUCCAUGAUUCACAUCUGUGUAGCAGCAUCUCUCAGACAGUCCCAAACUGAGCAUCCCUUUACUGUCCAUGGGAAGACAACCAUCUAUAGGACCUUCAUUCCUGUAUUUAAGACUGCUGUGGUAGUGAAAUGUCACCUUCCUAUUGGCUUCAAUAUAUGGCAUACCAUAAAAGAUAUUGUAUGGUGAGGUUACAUGUUUGAUUUCAAAAACUGGUUCUGGCUAAUUUGGCACUCAUGCAUUCAUAGCAUGAACUUUCCAGAACUCCUGAUUAAAAAAAAAAAAAAUGUAAGUAUAUACACGCUGUGCUUGACGGCGUGUAUAUAGAAAGUGGACUUUCACAGCACACUUGUUAGAAUCUUUGUCAGUGUUGCACCCAUCAUUGUAGAGGACCAAGGGAUUAUCAACUAUGGGUUCAGCCAUGUGGACAUACCAGUAUCCUACAUGGAGUAGCUGACUCCAGUUUGGACAUUUGAAACAGACCAUGAUUCCAGUUCCGUUCUGUUAAUUCUCAAAUGGAGUCUAGAUCUUGUGUGUGAAGACGCGUACUCUGUUACUGGUGUAGUGUGGCCGAUAGCGAGUUCAUAGUAGCCCUACAGUCUUGUGCUUGUGGGAGUGAAUGAGAAUGAGUGAGAAAUUGAUGCGGGUGAGGGAAUGGCAGUGUUUUUUUUGUGUGUGUGUGUGUGUGAUGAUAAUGUGUUGUUGUUCAUGUGAAUAAUCGUACUCCGAAUCCAAUCUGCACCGUUUUGAAAAGCCAGUGUUGUAGAUUUAGAUCAGUUCUCAGUACUGACCACUUGAAAGCUUUCUAGUACACGCGUGUUAUAUUGUACCACCUCUACCACCCACUUGUAGAAACAACCGUCACAUGUGCUGACGUUGGUUUAAAGAACACAUUUUUUCUUCCUAUCUCUCUGAAGCCAUCUUCUUCCUAGCCCGGAAUCCCAAUUGAUUUGCGUGAAAUGGAGCAUAUUGGUUUGGAUUCCUUUUCUUCUUUUCUUCUCCCGCCCUGUAAAUAUCACCAACUUUUAAUUUCCCCUCGUUAUUUUUAUUACAGUGUUUUAUUUUUCCGUUACCUGUUGAACUCGUCACGGACCACUUUCAGUUCCAUUCAAAAGUCUGUAAAUACAAUCAGUUUCAAUGGCCUGAUUUCAAGAUUUAAAUACAAAACAAAAGACCACAUUUUCCCUCCCUGUUUGUUGAUGUCUCUCUCUCCUCUCUCUCUCUGGUCGCGCGCCUCCAUAACGUGUGAUUGUACUGUAUCUCUCGGCUUUAUUUAUUACCUCACUUGGUGUUCUCGUGUAGGGAGAGGUUGAGGCACCGACUGUUUUGUGGGCAUUAUGUAGAGUGUUCCAGAAUACAUGUACUGUACUUGGAACCCACGACAUUGGUAUGUUUGGAAAGUUGUACUGAAAAUGUUUGGUUGGAUAUAUCCAGAUUUGAUCAGACUAUAUCUGUGGUACGAUUCCAACUAAUAUAUUUCCCUGGUUUUUAAUGUUGUUUUUAAAAAAAAUGUUUUAACCUUAAGUCACCUACGUACUGACCUUUUGACAGGGAAAUGUGAUUGUGGGCUGUGAGUUUACCAGACAACCAUUUGGCCAAUGCACGGCCCCUGUACCCAUUCAUUACAAUGGGCGCCCAAUGUAAGAGAUUUAAAUUGUGUGAAAGUGUCAUGUUGUACUGCAGAGAAGCCAUAAUAAAUGUUUAAAAAAUACCCGCUGGAUGUGAAGGGUAAACCUGAGGGGCUUGAUGGCGACACGGGGUCGGAUGGUGCAGCCAGCCUCCCUCCCCUGACAAUGCCGACGCCCAUCACGGACAAUUCCGACUUGCUGCUUUCAAAAUGUCAGCCACGGACAAAAUGCAGCGACUUAAGUACAAACCAGUUAUCAACCCCCUCCCUCCUGUUCUGUGUGUUGAUGUACAUGCCUUUUUGCUGGUUUCAUAACUAAAUCUCAGCAGGAUCAGGCUACUAGCUAAUUAUACUAGAAGUACCCUGUUCUGUGUAUAGCAAAACAAGUGAGGUCACUUUUUAAUGUUCUGUGAGUAAAAUUGUUAUCAGUAAUUUUUCAUUCCAAUCCUGUUUCUAUUGUAUCUUCCUGGUCAGGAGACCUGGUGUGCUUUUGGGACAGAGGGAGGAGAGGGAAGGAGGGAGAGAACCCAACGAUCUGUUUUUUUGUCUGUAUGAAAUGAGCUCAUUUAAUAAAGUGAUAACUCCUA
Messenger RNA from Oncorhynchus keta (chum salmon), 4671 nucleotides. RefSeq names its product glycogen synthase kinase-3 beta-like. The transcript has 10 exons. Gene Ontology annotation, biological process: regulation of neuron projection development; extrinsic apoptotic signaling pathway in absence of ligand; protein phosphorylation. Gene Ontology annotation, molecular function: ATP binding; protein serine/threonine kinase activity. The record is from RefSeq and is a predicted model, not a curated record. Lineage: Eukaryota; Metazoa; Chordata; Actinopteri; Salmoniformes; Salmonidae. The coding region runs from base 70 to 1572 and encodes 500 amino acids. Gene Ontology annotation, cellular component: nucleus; cytoplasm; cytosol.